Messenger RNA from Caenorhabditis remanei, 1218 nucleotides. RefSeq lists its product as uncharacterized. The coding region runs from base 1 to 1218 and encodes 405 amino acids. The transcript has 7 exons. NCBI's taxonomy places the organism in Eukaryota, Metazoa, Nematoda, Chromadorea, Rhabditida, Rhabditidae. The record is from RefSeq and is a predicted model, not a curated record.
AUGUUUUCACGGUCUUCUGCGGCUCGGUACCUUUCAAAUUCCGCACAAAAAUCACGAAAGAAGGUAGAUUGUGCUGUUUAUGGGUGCGGUUUAUCAGCGUCUGGUGCUUUAGCGAUUCCAAAGUUGGUACAGAAUCCUGAUGAUGUCACAGCAAGCGAGGCCAAGCAUCCAAAACGAAUAACCUAUUUCAACACUAAAAGUAUUAAAUUCGUCAGCUCAGGAUUUGGUUUUUCUCUUUUCGCAUCUGAUAACAAGCUUUUUGGCGCGGGAAUAAAUAAUCGUUUUCAGAUUGGUGGACAACUAACAGAUUCUUCGAAAUAUCAGGAUUAUUACAUUUCUGCAAAGAAGAUUCAUAUUCCCGUUGAGGAGAUUUUAGAGAUUUCAUCCGGAAGAGCACAUUCGCUGAUUCGAACUAAUUCUGGAGUUUUUGCCAUUGGGGAUAAUAACUUUGGACAAUGCGGUAAAGAUCCGGCUGUGAUUGAUCACAUCGUCGGCAGUGAAGAAUCCCCCCUCCAGCCACUAGAACUUCCAACAUCCAGUCCGGUUGUCUCAGUCCACUGUUCCUUGGAUUCUUCAUUGAUCGUUGAUUCUACUGGGCAAGUUUUCAGUUUUGGACUCAAUGAAGACGGUCAAUGCGGGAACGAGAAAUAUGGAAUACAGUGGAAACCAUCACCUGUUAAAGGAGACCUGAGUGGAGUAAAAAUCAAAGAAGUCAGUGGAAGUACAGAUACUAUAAUGGCUUUGAGUGAGGAAGGCGAUGUGUUCAUCUGGGGACAAACAGAAUAUGGACAAGCGGUUGGGGCAACUGAAAAGAUUCAGCUCAACGUUUCUCGAAAUAUUAAUUUAUCUGCCAUCGGACCAAUCGCAUCAGUCGACUCAACGCAAUCAUCGGUGAUUGCUCAAAAUACUCGGGGAGAGGCAUUUGUAUGGGGUGUUGGGGUUCUCGGAAUGGGACCGGAAGCUGACGUUUUGAAGAGACCCACCCAAAUGGAUCAACCGUUGUUUGACGGUAAAAAGAUCACUUCUGUAACAGCUGGAAAUAGUUGUAUGUCAGCCACCAACGAAUCAGGUCGUCUGUUCAUUUGGGGUGAAAAUCGUUAUUCAAGUCUUGGAUUAGGUCAUUCGAAUCGUCAAUUAUUCCCAUAUCAGUUGUUUCUACCUGGAGAUGUUCGACAAGCAGCGUUAGGUCCUGAUCAUUCAUUGUUUUUAGUUAAUUAG